This is a messenger RNA of Cercopithifilaria johnstoni, 7194 nucleotides long. NCBI's taxonomy places the organism in Eukaryota, Metazoa, Nematoda, Chromadorea, Rhabditida, Onchocercidae. The record is from the annotation of a GenBank genome assembly.
AUGUGCGUUGACUUCAUUUCUUCGAGUAAUUUUGCUGCGGAUGCAGUACUGGAGCAGCUUUUGAUAUCUGCUUUCGUUUAUCUGGCUGCAAAUGUGGAAAAUUCGACAGAAAUAAUGCGGCUUAUCUUGGAAAUAUUAUUCUUGGAUAACAUAGUCAUUGCCCAUCGGUGCAAAUGUUUGAUGUCGUCAAUAAUUUCGAACUAUUGCAUUGCAAAUAUACAGAAUCAUAGCAAUCUGUUCUCGUUUAUUGGUGCUCUUACACCUGCAACUCUAGCGGAUAAAAGCACGACUUCCACUGAGGGACUGCAGAUGACUGUUGUAAGCCAAGGUACUACUGGAGGAUUCAAGCCAGCGGUUAUUGAUGAGCUUGAAAAUCAAAUAAACAAGGAGAGAGGCAUCCUUAUUCAGUUCAAGUUUUCAUCGGAUUUAGAGAAUUUCAGCAGAAAAGUAGCUUGGAUCGGGCAGUUAUUGUUAGCGUUUGUUUCCCAAUUCGAUAUUUGUAAUUGUAAUGGUGUACGUUGUUUGGCACCAGCGCAGACAAUACUUUUUUUGAUGGGUCAGCAUGCUCCAGAUCAACUAACUGAUCUUAUUGAAUAUUUGAUAAGUGGACUAGACUUUAGCAAAGUGCAGACAGAGAGAACGCUAAAGGCGGAACGUGAUCAAAUUAUCUUACGUCUAAUAUAUGUUAUCCUUGUUCAAUGUACGUCACAUAAUUGGCCAUCCAGGGAUAGCAGAAAGAUGAUUGAUGAAGAGGUUCACCAAGUUACAAUACCAAAAGAACUUAAUGUAAUACUGGAUGCUGCUGACAUAGCAGCAGUUGCACCGGCUGGAAGUGUUGAUGAUGGAGACGAUGCAGAAGCUGGUGGGGAAUCCGAUGUGGAACAGAUGGAAGGUACUGAACUUGCAGGUGAUAUAUCAUCAUCUAGUCGCGAUGCAACACCGCAGCAGGACGAUACUGACAUCUCGCCAAUGAACAUUAUUCCCCGAGUGGAAAAUAGGGAACGCGAAAAUCUGUCUGCAACUCCUGAGCCGCAAGUUGCUUUGGCUCUGAAAAUUGCGCACACUUUAGUGUCUAUGGGAGCCGUGAAUUAUUGUUAUGUCAUUCUGCAAUCUUUAAAAACGGAGUGGAUCAAACAAAUGCAAUCUCCCGAACAAGGUGUCCAGAAACUUUCUUCUGUCCCACCAGAGUUACAGCCUGAUCUUUCACCAUUAUUCAAUGCUCGUGUUUUGAAUGUCAAUCCAGGAAAUGUCUUUUCGAUAUACACAACACUGCUUGUCGAAAUGGCACUUCGAUUGCCUUAUCAGCUCAAAAAAAUUUUGGGCGAUGAAUUGCCGUUGAACAACAAAUGGGAGAACCUUUUAUGUGAUUACAUUACGCAGGAACCAUCAAUAAUGCGCAGACCUGCUCGGAAGCUCCUUUUGUUAAUAUGUGGUUCCGAUACGGUUAAAUACCGACAAGUCCGUGAUGAGCACAUCAUUUAUGAUUUACUCGCUAAUUUGAAGAAGCGCUUGAAAGGCCGUUCAACUUUGGAAUACUUCGAAUUAAGUGACAUUGUUGGCCGCAUUGGUGGAAUCGCAGUAAUUUCUGAGAGGCGCUGCAUUGUUUGGCAGAGAAUAUGCUUAAAGGAAUUACCGUGGUUGAUGGAAUUAGCGUGUAUGAUGCCUGAUGUUGCAUGUGAUGCUGUUCUUAAUCUCAUUUUGCUGGCUAUUCGAACAUCCGAAGAUUCCGAUGAUGAAAUGCUGUGUUGUUCAUUGGUCAACAUGCUUUUAGGCAAGCAAAAGCCAUUUACAUUGUUCAAAAGGCUGAUUGCAAGGUUUCUACUGGGCGAAAAUGAAGAAAGACGUUGGACACUGCAUGCGAUUCUGCGUGCUACGUUACAGCUUGCAUCACGGCCCAAUCAACUGCGAUUAAUUAAUCACCUGUACAGACACACUUGGCCUUAUGCGCAAGAGAUGGGUAAUCGGGCUGCGCAGCUAGUAGAUCUUCUAUCUUGCUAUCUACCUCGAUUCUUAUCAAAGGAUGAACUGCUUACGGUUUAUAAGGAAGCAGUAGCAACGAUCAGAGACGCGCUGUGUACGUUAGAAAAAAGUCGAAGUUCGGUUCUUUUUGAAAAACUGUGCGAAUUUAUCGGAUCACCAGAUAUUUCUAUAUUGAGUAAAUCUCCAUGUCUGAUAUGUUCGAAUUUGGAUAAUCCAAUGGAGCAGUUGAAAUUAUCAGCAAUUAAGUUGGAUUCUCGUUUCACUACGUCAGCGCAGAUGAUCAAGUUAAUGGGUCACUUCGAGGUAUCACGGAUCAUCAUACGUUUGAGUGAGAUCAAACGAUCGAAGAUGGUGAAGCGUUUCAAAUUUUAUUAUUGCAAUAAAAUGCUUGAGUCCGCUGUUGACCUCAAAAAUCGAUCUGAACUUUGGGAGAAAGCAGCUGAUGUUAAGGUAAAUCACGGAGACACUGAAAUUGAUGUGCAACUUCCAGUUCCAAUUGUUACUUGUAAUAUUGUCUUGGAAAUGGCCGAAUUUUAUGACACGAACACAGCUGGAGCUGCAGACACACCAGAAUUCGUGCACUGCCCACGAUGUUCUACGUCAGUAGCACCGAAUCCGGGAAUAUGUUCAAACUGCGGGGAAAAUGUUUUUCAGUGUUUGAAGUGUCGAGCAAUUAAUUACGAUGAGAAGGAACCAUUUUUAUGUAAUUCUUGCGGUUUUUGUAAAUACGCUCGCCUGGAAGCAGUACUCGUUGGCCGAUCGUUGCCUUCAGUACAGGCAAUUGAAGAUGACAAUGACCGAAAGGCAACAUAUACUCUUAUGGAAACUUUACUAAACGACAUCGAAUCGACACGCUGUCAUAUUGGAAUCAUUGGAGCCCUUUUGGAAAGAUGCUCGUGGGAUUCAGAACCGGCAAUUCGACCAAAUAUGAUUGUAAAGCACAUGACUCUACAAUCAUUUACAAAUUUCAUAUCGAGUUUGAAUUUGAAAGAGGAUUAUACUCUUUCAACACUAUAUCAUAAUGCGGAGAAAUUGCGCAAUAAAUUAUGCGAACAAACUCGUCAGUUAGCGGCAUUUCGAGCAGAACUUCUUCGUUAUGACAUUGAAAACGGUGACGAAACGUUACUGGACAGACCUUUCACCAGUAAUUUUCAUUCUAAAUCUGAUUACUGCGUUGGAUGCGUAUCUGCACUAGUUGUACACUGUGUUGCUUUAAUACAAGCAACGUGUAGUGAUACAAACGCUAUGGAGGAAAUUAUUCGUGAAGACUUUGUUUUCAGUAGAUUGGUGAGCGGGUGCGCACUUGGUGACCCAAUAGCUCGUUCCAUCCAUAGCCUUAUUUGGAAUCUCUCGGAAAUGAGCAAGGAAGCGACGCAGAAAAUGUGUGAAUUGGUAGAGAAUGGCGCUCUUCCAUGUUACUUGCUAACAAAGUCGAUAUUUGAAAACAAAUUCCGAUUUUGGGAACAGAAAUUCCGUUGCUUGAUGCGCAUGGCUGUGGUGGGAAAUGGCAACACUGAGAUAGAUUUACAUGCAUUGGCUGUGUUUUUGAAAAUUUGCUCACCAUAUUCAACAAAUUUAAAAAAUACUUCUGUAUUUAAUUCACUCGACUUCAGCACGGAUAAAGUGAGAAAUGAUGACACUCUUACUGGUUAUCUUUUACCUGCACAUGAAAAACAACAGUCAAAGAUAAUUUUGGGUGCCUCGCAAAGCAUUGGUCCGGAAGAUAAUGGUAAAGAAAUUGAACGGGAGGAAGUAGAACUGAAUCUUAUUCUGGAUGACACUAUUUUGCAUAAAAUCAUGGAAGAUAUGAAAAUAUUAGACGAAGAAGAACCUGACUUCGAUAAAAUACUGAUACCUUCUGAACGAUUUCCAACGAAUGCGUGGCUGCAAGAAAGAUUUAUUUGGACGGAAUAUACAAGACUGCUGCAGAACGACGGGCCAGAAAGAGAACGCAGCAUCCUUCACUACUUAAAACACUGCACUGAAAGUGAUCCAAAACGGAAAUUUUCACUAUACCAAUGGCUUACUCGUUGCAUGUUUUCAUCAGUAGCAGCAAUUCGUACUGCAACCUGCCGUUUGCUUGUGAUGCUGUGCUUUGAAAUCAGCAAAGAUGGUGAGGCACAGAUCGGAUCUCCUGUUGAUAUAGCUCUGGUAUUGCAAAAGAUAUUAUUAUGGAUGAGGAAAAUUCGAACCGUCUCCGCUGAUAAUAUUGACGAAUAUUUUUGUUUGGUGCGAACGCUACUAACAACAAGUGAAAUUCACACUGUUCUAGUGUCGAAACCAAUUGAAUUCCAUGUUGAUGUCGUGAAGCGAAUUUUGCUGGCAAGUUUGGAUAUACGUUUAAGUGAAGUGAGCGGUCCAUCAGGAGAUCUUUCAGCUGGAAUUCUGCUGCAUCAUCUUAUUCAGGUAUUGAACUGUGUGAUGCAAAUGGAUAAGCAAAGUUGGAAUUUGCUAUAUGAAUCUAGUCCUAUUGUACUUUCACUUCUGCUUCGAGCUGCUUGCGCACUCAAACAAGUUACCAUUCAUCGUACCUUCUAUGUGAACGAAUCUGUCAAAGAUCUUAGUAUGCUGCUGAUGCGCAUUGCACUGAAACGGCCAAUCUUGGUGUUGAAGGAGGCCACACGACGCAUUGCAGUUCACCCUCAAGAGCUUCGCAUACAAGCUUAUCUUUUAUCAAUUAUGAGCGAUACUAUUUAUCCAUUGCUGAAGAAGGAAGAAGAUUUUCUCAUACAAAUCGAGAAGGAUGCGCUCCAAGAAGAUUACUUACAGGGCAGAAUGUUAGGUAAUCCGUAUAAGAGCAGUGAUGCUGGCAUGGGUCCUCUUAUGAGAGAUAUCAAGAAUAAAAUUUGCCGAGACUGUGAACUGGUCGCAUUGCUGGAUGACGACACUGGAAUGGAGCUUCUCUUAAAUCAGCAAAUUAUUGCCCUGGACUUACCGGUUAAUGAUGUUUAUGAGAAGCUGUGGCGUUCUGAUCAUCCUGGUCAGCCAAUGGUUAUCGUGUAUAGAAUGCGAGGUCUUCUUGGUGAUGCAACAGAACCCUUUAUAAAAACCUUAACCGGCACCAAUGUCAAGGAAAAAGUAGACGAUAGUCAGCUUCGACUGGCUAGUGCGUUAGGUUCUCCGAUACGUGCCUUUUCAAUUAUUUUGCCAAUACUGGACAACAUCGAAUUAACUGGAGGAGGCAUAAUAUUGUUACGAGAGCUGCAUCGUUUGCUUACUUACUGCAUAAAGGUCGAGGGAAAUCGUGAGCAGCUGAAUGAGUGUGGCGGUAUCCGAAGGUUUUUGCAUGUUUUCGAAGUGGCUUACAGAAGCGGUAUUAAAGAAAAAUCGAUUGAAGCCAUAGCUUUGCAGUAUCUGGAACUUAGUAGGAUUCUCUUGAUUGAUGUUCUCGCCACUGAUCGGAUCGAAAAGUCUAUUGGUGCGAGUUUCAAGCAAAUGUCAUGGUUAUUAGAACUUUCAAUGGGCAGUGAUGAGGAACUUUCGGCAUCAUUACUCGAAGCAGUGACAUCCAUUGCACCGAACCUUUGCCUCGGUAAUGCCGAAAGUAUGGAUGCUUUGAUCGAAACAUUUAGGCCAUGUUGUCACUGGGAUGACAUUGAUAACGAUCGAAUAAUCCGAGAUCAAGUAGUACAGAAAGUGGAAACUUUGUGCAAAAUAACGAGCGCCAUUCAUGAUAGUGCAUCUGGACGUAUUCUUAAGAAGAAAAUGAUGGAUGCUGGAUUGAUUGCGGAUGCAUGCAGAUAUCUAGCAGAGAAUCAUCCACCUAUAUUCAAUGUAUCUGUAACAGGACCUGAAUGGAAAUAUUUUUUAUCAAAGCCUUCACUAAAGUAUGUUCUGAAACUAAUGGCUGGUAUGGCAAGGGAUCAUAAACCUUCGCAGGAAGCAAUUGCUGAGAAUUCCUUGCCUAUAUUGCAUCGUCUGGAACAAAUUUCAUCAGCUGAACACAUUGGAACAUUGGCUGAAAAUGUGAUGGAGGAGUUAAAGAAGAAUGAUCAAGUUGCCGUACAGAUUGAGAAAGUCCGUCAAGAAACAAAAAUAAAGAAACAUCACCUGGCAAUGGCUAUGAGACAAAAACAACUUUCGAAAAUGGGUAUGGAAAUCGGCAAAAAAGGACAAGUGAAGUUAUCAGCUCGUAAGCUGGUCAAUGAAUCGCAUUCACUGGAGAGUGUAUCAGACAUUAGUAUUUGUUGCAUAUGCCGGGAGGCAAUGGACGCUAGCGCAAAGAUCAUGAUGGUCAGUUUGCUUUGGUCUGGACAGUGUUUUGUUGCCCAAACCAAAACAUUUUCCAUUAAUGUAAUUAGCUUAUUUACCGAUAGAAUUUGGAAUUUGCUGGGAACAAUAAGAUUCAUCUACUGCCUAGAAUGCGGGCGUAAUUUGAAUAAAGGCGAUUUACCGUAUAAGGCAGAUUUAGCUCCAGUGUAUGCGUUUGCAAGUCGACUAAAUCUGAAAGAGAACAAAGUAAUUAACGGUCGGAAUUAUUCGUUUACAACAGUAUCACAAAUGAAUUUAGUUCAUCUGGAUUGUCAUUCCAUAGCUGUCAGAAUGGCUGGUUCACGAAGCGAAUGGGCAAGUGCAGCACUCCAUAAUGCCAAUACGAAAUGUAAUGUUAUCAUGCCGAUUUGGUCGAAGCGAGUGAAAGAUUCAGAUAUGGAGCAUUCUUUCCAAAGGUUAUCAACUGAUCUAGAAGUAGCUGUUGAUUGCGAUACAGUAAAUUUGGACACCCUCACGCUAGAUAUAGCAGAAUUGCUGGAUCGUUUUGUGAAAUUCCGUUCAUUUUCUGCUCUUUCUCAUGGUGGUGGUCGUGAAUCAAACAUGCAGUACAUGGCUGUUUUGAUUCUUUUAGCAAAAUAUUUGAAGAAAGUAUCACCAUCCUCUGAACCUGGAGAAGCUCAUUCAUUUAUUCAUCAGACCAGCAUCAGCUUGGUGAUGGAUACUGCGGAACAGUGGAAUGAAAAAAGAUUGGAUUUGUUAAAAAGUUUGCAACAGUCCAAGCGAUCUUGGAAGGAUGCGAAGCAUGAAUUGUUUGUCUGGACAGUCGUUGAUCAUUAUCAAAAUAAAAUUCUUCAGUGCAGAACUGAUGAUCGCACUCAAUACAUGCGUGAAAAUAUAAUCAAAAUUAUGGAGAACUGUUCCAAGUUUGUUGGUUAUUUCGAUUCCGAACUUUCACAAUGUGGAAGUUAUGAGGAAUUAAUGAAAGCACAUGGUAAGGGUUAG